Pseudozyma flocculosa PF-1 is the source of this 1671-nucleotide messenger RNA. RefSeq lists its product as uncharacterized. The record is from RefSeq and is a predicted model, not a curated record. Lineage: Eukaryota; Fungi; Basidiomycota; Ustilaginomycetes; Ustilaginales; Ustilaginaceae. The transcript has 2 exons. Bases 1 to 1671 code for a protein of 556 amino acids.
AUGCUGACCACCAUCAUAUCUUCGCGGGCCCUGACAAGGGCCAAGAGUCCCGCCGCCGUCCUCGCACGUAGCCUCAACACUUCGUCGACCCAGCGUGCGGGCGCCAUGGGUCAUCAUCAAGCUGCAUCAAGCUCAGUGUCAGCAUCGUCGUCGCCGCCGCCGCCGCUGCGGCGCCCUACUCAGCGCGCAGCGCCUUCUACGGCCGGCAAGAAGGAGGGCACGAUCGCCUCGGUGUUUGCGACGUUGAGCGGAGGCUCGCUCGAGGCCGCCCUGCCCGCCCGCUUCGCAGAACUGAAGCGCUCCAUGAUCAGGGACGAAGCGCACGUCCAGGCGCUCAAGGCUGCGUGGCUCGACGUGCUGACGCAGCUGCAAGGGCGAGUCGAGGAGACGGUGGAGCGUGGCGGCGACCUCAUCCCGCAAAUCGAGUAUCCGACGGACGCCGAAGCGGCUCGCCAGCCGAUCGACAAGUGGACCAGCCCACACACUCUGGAAGAGGUCAGGCAGCGGGGCGUCGCUGCCAUCAAGGGCGUCGUGCCCGCAGCCCAGGCGCUUCAGUGGAAGGAAGAUAUCCAGGCAUACGCCAAGAUGAACUCGGCCAGAGGCUUCCCCGAGAGCAAUCCGCAGGUGUACGAGCUGUACUGGACCAGGGCGCAGCUGGCGGCCAGGGGCCAUCCGGCGCUCAUGAGAACGUCGCAGGCGUUUCUCUCGCUCUUCCACGCUCCGUCACAGAGCGACGACGGCAGCGCGUUUGAGUCGGUGCCCCCGCCCGAGCUCUCGGUGUCGCUGUCGAACCCGCUCACUUACGCCGAUCGCCUGCGGAUUCGCCAGCCGGGGGACGCGCAGUUCGCCCUGGGCCCGCACGUCGACGGCGGAGGCGUAGAGCGGUGGGAGUGCCCCACGUUCCGCGCGGUCUGGGACCGCAUCCUCGCCGGUGGUCGCUCGUGGCGCGAGCACGACCCGUGGUCCCUCGGCGCGGCCGCGGAGCGGCUCGGAGCGCAGACCGACAUGUAUGGCGGCGCCGGCCAGUGCUCGGUGUUCCGUCCGCUGCAGGGCUGGCUCAGCAUGAGCUCGACGCGGUGCAACGAGGGCACGCUGCGUGUGCUGCCGUUCCUCGUCGAGUCGACGGCCUACAUCGUGCUGCGGCCCUUUUUCCGGCCAAGGCGGCCCGCCGACGUCGCAGGUCCCGCGUACCUGUUGCCGGACAACUGGGAAUUUGACGGCGACUCUGCCCACUUCCCGGGCUGCUCGCUGGGCCACAACAUCGAGCUGUCGGACCGCACGCACCCGCACCUCCGGCUCGACGAGACGAUGACGUCGAUCCCCCAGGUCGAGCCGGGGGACAUGGUGCUCUGGCACUGCGACGGCGUCCACAGCGUCGAGGCGCAGCACCGCGGCCGGGGCGACAGCUCGGUCAUGUACAUCCCGGCCAUCCCGACGACCAAGGUCAACUUUGACUAUGUGCGGCGGCAGCGCGACGCCUUUGAGCGCGGCAUCCCGCCCGCCGACUUCCCCGGGGGCGAAGGCGAGUCGAGCUUCACCGGUCGAGGCACGCCUGCCGACGUCGAGGGCGCCAUGGCGCGGCGGGCCAUGGCGCUGGAGGCGUUCGAGAUGCGCGACGACAUGGCGGAGGCCGAGAGGCGGCUGCUGGCGUACUGCAACGGUCGCGUUUGA